UAAAUUUUUAAGUUCUUACUAGUCGAGAAUUUACUGAUCACCAUAUAUAUACGGAAAUAGAAGAACAACAGAGUGGUAGGGAGUAUACUGAGCUCAGUUGAGGUGCGCGAAAAGGAUUCGAUCAUCUGUGAAACAAAGUGUAUGUGCAACACUGUUUUGUUACAUUAAUCAUGUUUACCUGAUGAAUAUUGAAAAUGAACACGAGAGAAAAAGAGAAAUACAUCGAAGAAUUCGAUUUUCCUCAUUGCGACGAAUCUUCGAAGUAUGAAAAGGUCGCGAAAAUUGGUCAGGGCACCUUUGGAGAGGUGUUCAAGGCUAGAGAUAAAAAUUGUACUAAAAAGUUCGUAGCUAUGAAAAAAGUAUUGAUGGACAAUGAAAAGGAAGGGUUUCCUAUAACUGCUUUAAGAGAAAUAAGGAUAUUACAAUUAUUGAAACAUGAAAAUGUAGUAAAUUUAAUUGAAAUAUGUAGAACGAGAGCAACUCAAUAUAAUCGUUACCGUUCUACAUUUUAUCUUGUAUUUGACUUUUGUGAACAUGAUCUAGCUGGUCUGUUAUCAAAUGUAAAUGUUAAAUUUAAUUUAGGAGAAAUUAAAAAAGUAAUGCAACAAUUAUUAAAUGGUCUCUAUUAUAUUCAUAGUAAUAAGAUUUUACAUAGAGAUAUGAAGGCUGCAAAUGUUUUAAUAACAAAAAAUGGUAUACUAAAAUUAGCUGACUUUGGGUUAGCUCGUGCAUUUAGUGCAAAUAAAAAUGGUCAACCAAAUCGUUAUACAAAUAGGGUGGUUACUCUGUGGUACAGACCACCAGAACUGUUACUUGGUGACAGAAACUAUGGACCUCCUGUAGAUUUAUGGGGUGCUGGUUGUAUUAUGGCUGAAAUGUGGACCAGGUCACCUAUAAUGCAAGGAAACACAGAACAACAGCAACUUAUAUUAAUUUCUCAAUUGUGUGGUUCUAUAACAACAGAAGUAUGGCCCGGAGUAGAAAAUUUGGAAUUAUUUAACAAAAUGGAUUUACCUAAGGGCCAGAAAAGAAAAGUUAAAGACAGAUUAAAGCCAUAUCUAAGAGAUCCUUAUGCAUGUGAUUUGUUAGACAAACUUUUAAUUCUUGAUCCCUCUAAAAGAUACGAUUCAGAUUCGGCAUUGAAUCACGAUUUUUUCUGGACUGAUCCAAUGCCGUGUGAUCUUAGCAAAAUGUUAGCACAGCAUACACAAAGUAUGUUUGAGUACUUAGCCCCACCAAGACGUCCUGGUCAUAUACGUCAUCCUCAUCAUCAAGUAUCUGGAGGGCCAGCAAAACCUAGUUCUAGCAUGGCUGAUAGUGGUUACCAAGAUCGUGUAUUUUAAUAUUUUUCGUUCCGACAAAUAUAUACUGCCCUCUAUCGUUUAUUUUCGUUGUCUGUAUAAAUUUUGAUAAAUCGUAUAACGUUUGAUUUUAAUGUCAUUGAUGUAUAUACAAUUUUACGUUAAAGUCAAAUAUCUGAUUCACAUAAAUUUCAGAAACAAACUGUAAGAUUUUUUUUAUACAUAUAUACAUAUAAAUAUAUAUAUAUUAUUUAUAUAUAUAAAUUUUGUACAAACAGAAACAGUCUCCUGAUUUAAGCCUUCUAUUUCCAAAUUUACUUAGUUUCUAGUUAAUUAUUUGUGUAUCGUGUUUUACACAGUUUUUGUUUUUACGAAACGACACUUGAAUAUUGUUAAUUUAACUUUAUUAUUUUUACACUGGUACAACACUUUUGAUUAUUACGGAACAGUGAACUAAUAAUAAUUACGCAUGGAUGAUAUUUUUCGAACUAUUAUACAUCACGAUAUUUUAAAUAAAAGUAAUCGUUAAUUGUUGCUUCGGAAAGUAAUUUUCCAAGCGCAUUAUGUCAAAACAAAAUUUAUUCAAUAAACAAAUUUCAACUUUACAAUUAUUCUCGAACCAAUAGUGUUAUACAAUUAAUAACUAUAAAAGAAAUCUUAAACACAUACAAGUCUAAAUUCACUAAAAAUCUAAAUUUAAUAACUGUAGUACUCAUGCAACCAAAGUGAAAUAAUUAGUAAAUUCGAUAACUCGUUUAGCAAUCGUACAUCCAAUUUCACGUCUGCAUUAUCAUAUUGUCAUGAGAAAGCAGUGUCGUGCGUAGCACCUAAAUAAAAAAUUCAAUAUGUACAUGAUUGUGUAUGCCCGUAAUACUUUGUUACUUUUUAUUCUUACGACUACGAUAAAAUAAACUAUCGUACUAAUCGAUAUCUGUAAGGCACAGAUAAAUAUGAUUUAUAUUAAAAAUAAAUGACGCGACAGUGGUAUUUAUCACCGGCUAUAAAAAUAUGAAUAAAAAUUCUUUUAACACAGGCAA
This is a messenger RNA of Megachile rotundata (alfalfa leafcutting bee), 2338 nucleotides long. It is a transcript of the gene Cdk9, whose product is annotated as Cyclin-dependent kinase 9. Gene Ontology annotation, molecular function: ATP binding; RNA polymerase II CTD heptapeptide repeat kinase activity; cyclin-dependent protein serine/threonine kinase activity. Lineage: Eukaryota; Metazoa; Arthropoda; Insecta; Hymenoptera; Megachilidae. Gene Ontology annotation, cellular component: nucleus. Gene Ontology annotation, biological process: protein phosphorylation. The record is from RefSeq and is a predicted model, not a curated record.